AUGGCUCUCUCUUUGUCCAACUUCUUUAUUGUAAGCGUUUCGGUUCUCCUCUCAUUUGUGACGGCUGCUACUCGCACCUACAAUUUCACGGCAGGCUGGGUCAUCAGAAAUCCAGAUGGACAGUUCGACCGGCCAACCAUUGGUAUCAAUGGGCAAUGGCCACUGCCUCGAAUUGAGGCCACCGUGGGCGACAGAGUCGUUGUGAAUCUGAAAAAUGAUUUGGGAAACCAGUCCACAUCGAUCCACUUCCAUGGUUUAUUCAUGAAUGGCACAAAUCAUAUGGAUGGCGUGCCCGGCACCACCCAAUGUCCCGUGCCCCCUGGAGCCAGCUUUACAUAUAAUUUCACGGUAAUCCAGCCAGGCACCUACUGGUACCAUUCACACAUGGAUGGACAGUAUCCUGAUGGCCUACGAGGGCCACUUAUCGUUCAUGAUCCCGAGAAUCCAUACGCGGAUCUCUACGAUGAAGAACUGGUCUUGACACUUUCCGACUGGUAUCAUGAUCAAAUGCCAGGUCUCAUCAAGAAAUUUCUAAGUGUGACGAACCCGACGGGAGCGGAGCCAGUGCCGCAAUCUGCUUUGAUGAACGACACACAGAACCUCCAGAUUCCGGUGCAAGCAGGGCGAACAUAUUUCCUGAGAAUCAUCAACAUGGCCGCCUUUGCCGCGCAAUACUUCUGGAUCGAAGGUCACACGUUCCGUAUCAUCGAAGUCGAUGGCGUCUACCACGAACCCGCCGAGGCGAGCAUGAUCUACGUCACAGCGGCGCAGCGGUAUGGUGUCCUUCUGACCACCAAGAACGAAACCGAUAGCAACUUUGCAAUUAUGGGUUCCAUGGACCAAGAACUGUUCGAUCAGAUCCCCGACGGCCUGAACCCCAACGUCACCUCGUUUCUGGUUUACGACAAGUCCAAGCCGAUGCCUACACCCAGGGAAAUCGACACUUUCGAACCCUUUGAUGAUAUGACACUGGUCCCAACCGACGGCGAGGAACUGUAUGAAAACCCCGACUUAGUCGUCCAACUGGACGUGGUCAUGGACAACUUGGGUGAUGGCGCGAACUACGCCUUUUUCAACGGCAUCACCUACGUGCGGCCCAAAGUGCCAUCCCUCUACACGGCCUUGACGACAGGCGACCUCGCCGCAGACCCCAUAGUGUACGGCGUCAACACCAACUCGUACGUAUUGGGUCAUAACGAAGUCAUCGAGAUCGUCCUCAACAAUCAAGACCCUGGCAAACACCCCUUCCACCUGCACGGACAUAAUUUCCAGACCAUCGUUCGCGGCGACGACGAUUCAGGCAACUACGACGCCAACGCCGUGCUGAAUGGUUCGGUCAUACUCCCUCGUCGGCCCAUGCGUAGAGAUGUCAUCCUGGCGCGCCCUAACGGCCAUAUCGUCAUGCGCUUCAAGAGCGAUAAUCCCGGCGUAUGGUUUUUCCAUUGCCAUAUUGAAUGGCACGUUGAUUCGGGGUUGAUCAUGACGUUCGUCGAGUCCCCACUGAUCCUCCAGCAAACCCUAACGAUCCCUGACGACCACUUCACCGCCUGCGCCGCUUCGGAUCCGCCCAUGCCGACACGUGGUAACGCGGCCGCGAACACGGAGGAUUUCCUGGAUCUCACUGGCGCCAAUGUCUCACCGGCCCCGCUCCCCGAUGGGUUCCAGACAAAAGGCAUCGUAGCGAUGACGUUCAGUAUCCUCGCGGGGUUGUUAGGUGUGGCGGUCGUGGCGUGGUAUGGGAUGGGUGAAAUGGGCGAGAUUGCGAGGGAAAGACAGGGUUUAUUGGUCGAAAAGGUCGCGAAGGAAAGGGGGCUGGGUGCGGAUGGCGCCGAUCCGCAAACAUAUGUAAGUGUUGCGGGCAAGGAUGUGGCAAGGGACGCGGAUCAGAUAACGAGCGUUCGUUGA
Messenger RNA from Rhinocladiella mackenziei CBS 650.93, 1905 nucleotides. RefSeq lists its product as uncharacterized. Gene Ontology annotation, cellular component: high-affinity iron permease complex. Gene Ontology annotation, biological process: reductive iron assimilation; cellular response to iron ion starvation. Lineage: Eukaryota; Fungi; Ascomycota; Eurotiomycetes; Chaetothyriales; Herpotrichiellaceae. The record is from RefSeq and is a predicted model, not a curated record. The transcript is spliced from 5 exons. Gene Ontology annotation, molecular function: ferroxidase activity; copper ion binding. Bases 1 to 1905 code for a protein of 634 amino acids.